AAUUAUGAGUAAUGCUCGCAAUUGUUACAAAAUUGUUUCAACAGCAGAACAACUAAAGUGCAAGUGGCAGAACAAACAAAGCAAGCAACAGAUGCUAAGGAGAAAAAGUAAACAAUAAAAGGGAACCCAGGAGUACAGAUCUAAGUAACGGCAAAACGCAAAGCAAGCGAAGAAGAGGCAGAGGCUGCAGUGAAAAUGUCCAAGGCUGUCAACAAUAUGGGCAUGAGCAUUGUAGAGCCUCAGGAGCGCAUUAAGCACCUGUCGCACUACGGCAACCUCAUCGAGGUGGACAGGAACAUGCCAGUGACGCGCUACUAUCGUUCCGGCACCGAAAUGCUACGUAUGGCAAAUGUGUACCUAAACGAAGGCAACCAUGAAAACGCCUUCAUACUGUACUUGCGUUACAUGACCCUGUUUAUUGAGAAAAUACGCCAGCAUCCUGACUAUCCGAGCAUCAAGUCUGAGGUGAAGGCCAUCAAUAAGCGCAUCAAGGAUGAGAUUAUGCCCACCACGGAGAAGCUGCGCGCCAAGCUGCUGUCCCACUAUCAGCGCGAGUAUGAGCAAUUCCUGGCCAACAAGGAGGCGGAACGUGCUCGCGAGCUAGAGCGGGAACGUCAGCGACAAAAGGAGCUUGCCAACAGAGAGGCAGCAGGCUCGACUGUGCCCUCGCUCAUACCCGCCAAUCUGCAUGUUCAAAUUGAUGUUAAUAAUCAACCUACUGCGCCGGAUCUGACUCUGCUUGAUCAGGUUGUGUAUCCUAAUGACUUUCCCACGGGCGCCAAUCGCACGAAUUUGCCCAAUUCGGGCCUCCUGCUGCCGACGGGGGACACUAAUGUAGACAAGACGGCUAAUGCACAUGCGACGAAGCCCAUUUUCGAUCGUAGUCAAAAACCGCAAUAUAAUCGGUCGGACUCUCUGCUCGCUGGCUCCUUGAGAACGGUCAACGUACCUGGCGACACCAUGGAUGUAUUUUUGAAGCUGGCCCAGGCCAACACCUCCAAAAAUAUUGAAACAUGCGGCGUGCUGGCCGGCCAUCUGGCACAUAACCAGCUCUACAUCACGCAUAUCAUCACGCCCCAACAACAAGGCACUCCAGAUAGUUGUAAUACCAUGCAUGAAGAACAGAUAUUUGAUGUGCAAGAUCAAAUGCAACUUAUUACCCUGGGCUGGAUACAUACCCAUCCAAGCCAGACUGCAUUCCUAAGCUCCGUGGACUUGCACACACAUAUGUCAUACCAAAUGAUGAUGCCUGAGGCUAUUGCCAUUGUUUGUGCGCCAAAGUACAAUGCCACUGGAUUUUUUAUACUCACACCACAUUAUGGGCUAGACUAUAUAGCGCAAUGUCGACAGACGGGCUUUCAUCCACAUCCCAAUGAUCCGCCGUUGUUCAUGGAGGCGCAACACAUCAAAAUGGACAACAAUUCCAAGGUUAAAGUCAUCGAUCUACGCAGAUAGUAUGCUGAAUGCUUAGUCUAAGAGCAGCCAAACUUAAGAGCUACCAUAAACACGCCUGGAGUGGUCGAAGAUGCAGCGAAUUUACAAAAUGCAAAGAAGAAACUCAUAGAAAACUCACAGAAACAAGAAAAACAGCAAGAGCUUAAACGCUUUCUACACAAAAGUUGUUGCAACUCUGCAACUUAUUAGUUCUGACAAGUCUAAAUUGUUCAAAAUUUUAAGUAUACUGAAGAUAAAUAGCUAUGGAAGAUAUACACAAUUGGAUUGCAAAAAGUGCUUUAUAUACAUAUAUAAAGACGAAAGGACAGAUAACAGAGAUUAUGAUAUUAAAAGGCAUGUUAACACACUUAGGCAGAAUAUAAGCGUAGUGAAUACGAGAGUCGAUAUUUUCGAAAAAUGUAUUUUUGCAAGCACAAGAAAGAUGUUAGAAUGUGGCUAGAGAAGGCAGCAGUAAAGCUUUUAAUUCCCCUUCGUCCUCACAAAAACACCACACCAACACCAACCAACUUUGCUUUGAACCUAAAAUUCACUUAGAAACUUUAUGUGAUUUACAAUUGUGGCUUAAAAUUUUAAUUUGUUGUUAUUACUGCUUAUACGCAUUACUUAGGCAAUUAUUGUAUUUCUGAACUGUACUGCAUAUGCAUUCUCGCAUUUUCAAACUAUGUAUACACAUAUACACACACUCACACACCAACACUCAGCUAAAACAAAACUAUUUAUUGAUAAUAUGUAUUCAUAUUAAAUACUAUUAUGUGCUACUUACUACUAUUUAAAAAGCAAAAA
This is a messenger RNA of Scaptodrosophila lebanonensis, 2238 nucleotides long. RefSeq names its product STAM-binding protein-like A. Bases 196 to 1455 code for a protein of 419 amino acids. Gene Ontology annotation, molecular function: K63-linked deubiquitinase activity; metal-dependent deubiquitinase activity; protein binding. Lineage: Eukaryota; Metazoa; Arthropoda; Insecta; Diptera; Drosophilidae. Gene Ontology annotation, biological process: protein K63-linked deubiquitination. Gene Ontology annotation, cellular component: endosome; membrane. The record is from RefSeq and is a predicted model, not a curated record. The transcript is spliced from 5 exons.